Molecule: messenger RNA, 1270 nt
Organism: Fomitopsis serialis
Lineage: Eukaryota; Fungi; Basidiomycota; Agaricomycetes; Polyporales; Fomitopsidaceae
Exons: 5
Coding region: 265-927 (220 amino acids)
Source: RefSeq, a predicted model, not a curated record
CUUGAGGCAGACCGUCACCAUCUCGUCUUCUCCCAGCGCGGGGCGGAGCAGCUACAUAUACCCUCCUCUCCUCCUGCGUCUAUGCACACCGUUGCUUAUAUACCUCUCAUCUGCCCUUGACCUCGCCUCACGAACACCAGCCAUGACUGAGUACGACUACUCGCCCGAGGCCUACGAACGGUACCAUGCCAAAAUGUCCAAGAUCUCCGACUGGGCACAGAGCAUACCUACCCAUUCACGCCUCGCCGACCCUUUCAGGGCUUCAUGCAUGCCCCCUCACACGUAGCGAGUGUCGUCUCCAGCGUUGGACCGUCGCCAUCCCUGCGACCGCUCCACAUCCCAGACACUCGCGCCAGGCGGGAGUCGCCAUCACGGACCUCACCGCACCCGUCCUCACACCGGCGUGGCCAUACACUACCAGCACCACCGCCACCAGUGCCAUUAGGAAUCCCGCCAUCCGUGGACUACCGCCAGUACAUCCAGCAGCAACCACAAGCACAGCGGCCACGUCCACACCCUCCCCGUUCGUCGACGGCGCCGCCGCCGAAUCCACCCCACGCGCGUGCCACGUACCCGAUGGACCGCACACACCUGGCGCAGGCAGGGUACGCUCCAGGCAGCACCUAUCGCCUUGCGUAUGAACCUGGCCGCGAGUACGUCCUGCCUACACGGCCCGGUCAGUCAUAUGUGAUCGUCCCGCCUAAUGGGGGACGUGUACAGGUUGUGCACGAUCCGACCACACAGGUCACAUACACGAAGGGCUCCCGGGGUACUGGCAGUUCCAGCAGCUCACGCAGCCCGACCAAGAAGCCGCUCCUCAAGAGGUUUCUGGCCUCCAUCAGCCCCACCGGCACGGCCAACAGGGGCCCACCAAGGAGCGGCCAGCCGCCUCGUCGACUAAGACGGCAUUCCACAUCGCAUUUCUGAGUCUCGGCCGCUGGCGGCCUUUCCUCCUCUUCACUUAUUCUGUCCCAUCUCCGGCUGCCGUCCGCACGACGCCGCCGCAAAAUGCGCGCCACGGCUGGCGUGCAGGGAUCUCCCCUCUUCUACUGGCAUCCUAUGGUACAUACGCCUUCGCUCCGGUCAUUCUCCACGGACGCCUCUGUAGAUAUCAUCUUCACAGUCUCCCCGCAGCCUAUUCUCUGGAUGGCCCCGCUCAGUACAUACCACUAGUAGAUACCUUAACGAGUAACGUAGAGCACGAAAUGUCACGACCCUUCGAGAAGCGGGCGCUAGGCCCGCACCACGAUCUACAUUACAUUCACUGGUC